CGCACCGCGCCGCUCUCUCGCUCUCCGCUGCGCCAGUCCGCCUCACUGACUCGCAGAACCAGUUGGUUUGGCCCAGCUUCUUCUUUCCUGCCUUCUCACUGUGUGUGUGUGUGUCUCUCUCUCUGUGUGUGUGUGCUGCUGCUGCUGUUGUUGUUGCCUGGUGUCAACCUACGCCGAGGAGAGAAGAAGACAUAUCCCUCCCUCUCUUCUGUUAGAGGGCCGCUUCCAAUUUGCCUUCACUUUCCUCCUCGCCGGCACCAUUGGCUUCCGUGCCGUGCCAGUCAACUCGCCUCCUUUCCCAGCCCGAGUUGAGCAGCAACAGCUCGGAAACAUCUGGCCGCCGCAGAGUGCUAGACUCCCCGUCCCCCUCCGCCUGCUCGCCUCGGCAGCCUGUUAUGGAAAUUAGUCCAAAGUCAAUCUAGUUUUGUCUUCGGAAGGAAAAAAAGAAGGAUUUGACGGAGGAAGCGGGGAAGACGCUGGACCGUGUUGUCUAGAGAGCGAGCGAGGAAGAGAAAGAGCAAGGAAAGAAAGAGAGAGAGAGAGUGAGAGAGACAUACACAGCCAUUCCCAGCCAGAGAGCCCAGCUAUUCUGCUACAGUGGAGUUAAUCAAGUUGAUGCAUACUGCUGCAGGUUAUGAGGACGGCAGGAUGGAGUUCCCAGACCACAGCAGACAUUUACUCCAGUGUCUGAGCGAGCAGCGGCACCAGGGCUUCCUGUGUGACUCCACGGUGCUGGUGGGCGAUGCCCAGUUCCGGGCCCACCGUGCUGUGCUGGCCUCCUGCAGCAUGUACUUUCACCUCUUCUACAAGGACCAGCUGGACAAGAGAGACGUGGUGCACCUCAACAGCGACAUUGUCACAGCCCCGGCCUUUUCGCUGCUCCUGGAGUUCAUGUAUGAGGGCAAGCUGCAGUUCCAGGACCUUCCCGUAGAGGAUGUGCUGGCAGCGGCCAGCUACUUGCACAUGUAUGACAUUGUCAAGGUGUGUAAGAAACGUUUGAAGCAGAAGGCCACGACAGAGGCAGACAGCACGCGCAGAGAAGAAGAUGGCGGGUCCAGCUGCUCCGAUAAGGCUGAUAGUUUAUCAGAUGGUUCUACAGGCCGGCCUGCUACUGCCGACCUGCUGCACAGUGAUGAAGAGGAGGAGGUGAAGGCCGAGGGAGGACCGCUGUGGCUGAGGCUGCCGUCAGCAGACAGAUCAGGGACCCCAGCCAUGGCUACAACCAGCCCAGGGCGCGGCGAGGUGGAGAUGCAGGGUGGGGAAGGGCUUGGGGAGGGAGGGAAACUGCUCUCCCCGGCUGGCAGCCCCACCAGCUCCACUGGAUCCCUCUCACAGAGGUCCCACCGCUCCGUGAGUUCUCGCGGAGGGCACAGGGGCAGGAGGGUGUCAAAUGAUGCGGCUGACUGCGUCCUGGAUCUGUCAGUCAAGCCGAUUGCCGGUAGCAACCACAGUAACCACCAUCAGUCCUACUUUAGCGGGGCAGCUACACCAGACAGCCUCCAAAGCCCAUUGGCUGUGAGGGUGAAGGUGGAGAGGGGCGUGGCUUCAGACGAGGAAGAGGAACUGGGAGGAGGGGACUACGACAUGGAGCACAGCGGCAUCACCAAGGCAACGGUUCCCAGCGCCAACGGGGGCCUGACCCACCACAGUGUCGGAGGGCCUCUGUCGGCCCAGCGGCGGCUCGGCCUGGAAGCGCACCUGUCCGCUCUGCGAGAGGCCUCUCUGGCCUCAGAGCUGGAGCGGGACGAGAAGCCUUCGGCCACAGCAGAUGACGAGGACAUACUAGGGGGUGAAAAUGAGCGCGCCCAGGCAGAGGCGGCCAGCAUGGAUAGUUCCCUGCUACCCUACGUCUCUAACAUGCUGUCAGCUCAACACACCCAGAUCUUCAUGUGCCCGCUGUGUAACAAGGUUUUCCCCUCCCCGCACAUCCUCCAACUUCACCUCAGCUCCCACUUCAGGGAGCAGGAGGGCAUCCGCUCCAAGCCCGCUGGAGACGUCAACGUGCCCACCUGCACCAUCUGCAGCAAGACCUUCUCCUGCAUGUACACGCUGAAGCGCCAUGAGCGGACACACUCCGGUGAGAAACCCUACACCUGCACCACCUGCGGCAAGAGCUUCCAAUACUCACACAACCUCAGCCGCCACGCAGUGGUGCACACGCGUGAGAAGCCGCACGCUUGCAAGUGGUGCGAAAGGCGCUUCACGCAGUCCGGGGACCUCUACCGACACAUUCGCAAGUUCCAUUGCGAACUGGUCAACUCGCUGUCAGUGAAGAGCGAACCGCUGGCACUGCCCAAUGUCAGGGACUGGGCGAUUGAGGACAGUUCCCAGGAACUGUGGAAGUAGAAACAGACUGCUGGGUUUGAUAAAGGGAAAGAGAGCGGAGAGUGAAAGAAGGGCAGAAAGGCAUGGGGAGGUGAAAGGGAGGUGGCAAAGUUUGAUAUUCGGGGUUCAAGUGAGUCAUGUUCUUGUGUGUCGCAAAAUCUCAUUCAAUUGCACUUUAAUAGCACAUGAAAAUGUUACUACUGAGUUUUUUUGUUGUUGCUGUUUGGGGUAAUUUUAUUUUAUUCUGAACUCUAUUUUUUUUUGGCAUAAGUUCUGUUCGGUGGUUUUAUUGCGUCUGAGGACAUGGGUCCCAGUGAGAAUGUCUCGCCUUUUUGAAGAGUUUUCACUCUGUUUCAUCUCAGACACAACACUCCGACGCUGGCCAGCGUAUCGGUCCCAGUUCCACAGACAGCAAAACACCACUGCAGGAGUUCAGGUCGAACACACUGAAGUGAAAAAGCAUUACAAUACACUAAACGGGUACUGUGAUCACCACAAGUCGAUACCACUACACACACACACUGUUUGAAGAAGUGUGUUUUUGUGUGUGUGUGUGUGUGUGUGUGAGUGAUACUGCACUACUCUGGCAAAAAUUUCACCUGACGUGCGUGAGUGUGUAUGAGUGUGUUUUGUGUGUUUUCAUUUUAUUUUCUACUGGCAUGGAGGUGUCGUUGGCGAAGCGCUCCCCGCUUCUCUUGUUAAGCUCUUUGGUGUUGUGUGUUCAGGGUAAAGCUGACUGACUGACAGACAAACUGAUGGCACUCAUGCAAUGCACAGCCUCCUUUUUUCACUUCCAAUCAAUUUGAAGUAUUUUCUAAAAAUGAAAAGACCUUUACAAAUUAUUAUAAUAAUUAUUAUUAUUGUUAUUAAUAGAUUUCUUUUCUUAAAUGUAGCUGGCAGUCUUUAAAACAUCUCUUGUUGAAAAGCUAUUUAAUUUAAGGUUGUUGUAUAUUGUUCUGCUAUAGUUUUAGAACUUUAAUCCGUUUUUUUUUUUUUUUUUAAAUUAAUGAUUAUUAUUAUUAUUAUUAUUAUUAUUUUGUUACUUUUUUGUAAUGGGACCUGCUGUUGUUGCAUGACGUCCAAACCUGUAUAUUUUAAAAUAAAAAUGUGAAUUUGCUGUAUUACUGUACACAUUGUAAUUGAUCAAAUAUUUGACAAUGGGCUUUCCUUUUCUUUUCUUUGUGAAUACUACUCCAGGGUGCGGUCUGUUGAAAAACUGAAUAUUAUUCUCACGACUACGGAAAAAAUGCAUGAAAAUUUGAUUUUGUCUUAAACCUUUAAGUUGUGGUUUUUGCCUCGGGGGAAAUGUUUGAACAUAACAUUUUUGACAGUGAAAAGUUGGAUUUUUUUUUACUCGUCGUAGGUCUGUCGCUGGGCUCCUAGAAGAAUGUUACCGAAUGUGUUUCCUUUGGAUGUUGAAGCGAUACAAUGAAGCAUUUUAAGCCUGUGUCUAUAUGCACUGAUCUCUCUGCUGUGUGUGUGUGCGUGUCGUGUGUGUGCGUGCGUGUGUGUGUGUGUGUGUGUGUGUGUGUGUGUGUGUGUGUUUAUGAGUGUGUGGCUUGGUUAUUACCAGUCAAUUUAACCUACUGAAGAUCUACAUCCACCCAGCACUUCCUGCUCCUGCUCCUCCUCAGGCGUUAAAUUUCUCCACUGCUGUAUGUUUGUUUCCCAUCUCUCACGUCUCCGUCCUCUCCAGCUCUAGACGUGGUCGGGCCAUUUCUUAAUUAUUUCUGCUCGUUGACGACCUUUUUCAGGUCUGUCGAGUGCAGUUAUGUGGCUCUGACUUGGCUAAAGUGUGAAGAAUAAUGGGGAGAGAUAAGAAAAAGAAGGAGAGAGGCUGAAACUGAGUUGUCCUGCUGAAAGUUGAAGGGUCAGAUAUCUUUGUCACACUGUUGCGUCAUGUUGAGCCGAGCCGAGCCGAGCUGAGCUGAGCGGGGCCGUGCUGAUUCAGCACAGUAACUCACCUCAACUCGGUGCAUUUCACGUUAGACGCUGGGGCGAGAAUGUGAUAAGAUGUCUGUAUGUGCGUGUGUGUUUUCCUCUUAAAACACAAUCCUCACUUUGAGAUAGAUGGGAGAUGAAUUGGCAUGCCUGAAUGCACCUUUUUAAGCUAAAAGACAUGAAAUCAGAUUUUUUGCUGAAAAGAUGCCUUUAUUAAAAACAUUUCUGACGCUAUGGAAGUAUUUGAUACUGUAGAGCAUUGGGAAAUAGUUGUUUAAAAUCAUGUAUAAAUUCAUGGAAUUUAUUGAAUUUAUCAGAAAAUGAUGUUUUAUUAUAUUUUGAUCAUGUGAUUGGAAAACUUUUUUUGUAUGUGAAUGUUGUGUUUGGGUUGGGGCUACAUCAGUUUAAUAUUUUUUUUUUCUUUUUCAAAACCUCUGUAUCUCUGUAUAAUUUCAAAAUAUUGGUCAAGCGUUUAUACAAUCUGAAAACAUUUGACAUAGAGAUACUGAAAAGUAAAAGCUCCACAUUUCCCCUCACUCCAAGAUAUUUGUGUGUGUGUGUAUAUGUGUGCACACCCCCAUUGAUGUGCAUGUGGUGGGUGGGGUGGUUGUAUGUGCCGCCCUGUCAUCUGGUGGCACCUACAGGCUUUGCCAAUGCAACAGUGUGGGUGACAUUGCGGCAGUUUGCACUGCAUCGUCUCAUUUUUUUUUUUUUCUCUUCUCUUCGAAACGUUAUUUCUUCACUGGCAGCGUGUCUGCAUAUGUGCUCACUCCAUCCUGCUGUUGUUUUCAUCAUUACUGCUGUUUUUUUUUUUUUUGUUCUGUUCUGUUCCUCUGGUUGUACUUGACCGCCUUAAACUGCUGUAGUCCGGCUGUUUUUUAAAAAAUUUUAUUUAAUUUUUGAAGUGUGAGUGUGGGGUGGAGUUGUGGGAGCGAUGUCAGCUGCUCAAGACGCUGUGAAGUAAACCACCCUGACGAGACAUCUCCAUCUUUUUUUUUUUUUUUUUUUUUUUUUGCUGUGCUUACUUGAAAACAAGAGGGGGGAGAUAUAAAAAUGAAAUGUUAAAAUGUCAUAGACAGUUUAUGGAAAGGCAGACGGGUGGGAGGAGGGUGGAGGGUUGGGGGGGGGUUGAAAUGAGUCUGUUUCGAAAAAGGACAAUCACUGUCUGGGGAAAAAAACAAGCAGAUUUUGAUUCAAAUAUAUUUGCUCCCUCUUGAGAUUAAAAAUGUUUUCUUUGCUUUUCUUUUAUGUUUCUUUUUCAGAUUUAGUCAUUUUUAGCUUUGACAAUCAUAGUUGGGUUGAUUUUUUUUUUUUCUCUCAAGGGGAGUAAAUUCUAAUUGUGUUUAGUUUUGUAAUUUUUUGGUGUGCUGUUGUUGACAUUUUUAAAUUGUGUGCAAACUGCAAUAAAUUAUAAGAAUCUUGAAAUUCAA
This is a messenger RNA of Dicentrarchus labrax (European seabass), 5696 nucleotides long. RefSeq names its product zinc finger and BTB domain containing 18 (gene zbtb18). The record is from RefSeq and is a predicted model, not a curated record. Bases 616 to 2346 code for a protein of 576 amino acids. The transcript is spliced from 3 exons. Gene Ontology annotation, cellular component: nucleus. Lineage: Eukaryota; Metazoa; Chordata; Actinopteri; Moronidae. Gene Ontology annotation, biological process: regulation of transcription by RNA polymerase II. Gene Ontology annotation, molecular function: protein binding; RNA polymerase II cis-regulatory region sequence-specific DNA binding; DNA-binding transcription factor activity, RNA polymerase II-specific.